Chara braunii is the source of this 1159-nucleotide messenger RNA. Lineage: Eukaryota; Viridiplantae; Streptophyta; Charophyceae; Charales; Characeae. The record is from the annotation of a GenBank genome assembly.
GCCGGCCUUGGCCCACGUGUCCGGAGGAAGUCCCAGCCUACACAAGUCACGUUGGCAGACGGUCACACGCACAAGUCAAUCAACCGGUGCAUAGAUGACGUCCCCGUCUACUUUGCCCCGCAUGCAAGCGAGGCGGUGUCCUUCGAUAUUUGGACACAAAUUCGACAUGAUCUUGGGCAUGUCAUGGCUGCGAAGCGAGGAUCACCCGGUGAACUUCUACCGCCGCACAGCUCACGUCCGUGAUCGGAACGGAGUACUAGUCCCAUGCACAGUAGCUCCUCCUCACCCUUCGAUCAGCUGCCACGUGGUGUCCAAACGACAUCGAGGAAAUGGGGGUGUUUUCUCUGCGCCCUCCCGCCCCAUGACGCUUCAUCGACGGACUCAUCACCGAGCUACGGCGACGUGUUCGAAAGCCCGCACGGGGUAGUACCGGAUGGGCCCAUCCACCACGAGAUCAUCCUCGAGGACGGGGCCAUACCUCCACGCGGUUGCAUCUACCGAAUGAGCGAGGAAGAGUCAAGUGUGCUACGGGCACAACUCGAUGACCUUUUGGAGAAAGGCUGGAUUCAGCCUAGCUCAUCGCCAUACGGUGCUCCCGUUCUCUUUGUCCGGAAGAACAACAAGGAUUUGCGGUUGUGCAUCGAUUAUCGCAAGCUCAACGCGCAAACGAUCAGAAACGUCGGCCCUCUUCCACGCAUCGACGACCUUCUCGAACGGUUGGGCGGUGCCAAGUUCUUCUCCAAGCUUGACCUCAAGUCGGGAUAUCACCAACUUGAGAUUCGGAAGGAGGACCGCUACAAGACCGCGUUUAAGACGCGAUAUGGGCAUUUCGAAUGGCUGGUUAUGCGAUUUGGCCUUAUGAAUGCCCCAACCACUUUCCAAGCGGCUAUGACAACGGAGUUUCGACACAUGCUGGAUCGAUUUGUACUUAUCUACCUCGACGACAUCCUGGUGUAUAGUCGGAGUUUGGACGAGCAUGUGGAACACCUGCACACCGUUUUGGAGCGGCUACGACAAGCCAAGUACAAAGCCAACCGCGACAAAUGCGAAUUCGCGCGGCAGGAGCGGGAGUACUAGGACAUUACGUGACGCCGCAAGGCAUCCGUCCGCUUGCGGACAAGAUCGAGGCCCUCCGCGUAUGGCCCGAGCCCACCAACAC